Neoarthrinium moseri is the source of this 1059-nucleotide messenger RNA. RefSeq lists its product as uncharacterized. NCBI's taxonomy places the organism in Eukaryota, Fungi, Ascomycota, Sordariomycetes, Amphisphaeriales, Apiosporaceae. Bases 1 to 1059 code for a protein of 352 amino acids. The transcript is spliced from 5 exons. The record is from RefSeq and is a predicted model, not a curated record.
AUGGACCCAUACGACUUGUUGGGCCCCGCACUGGCUCCUCCACAGGGCCUGGUUCCAACAUUGGGCCAUCCAUCGAACAACAAUAAUCUGGCUUUGGCGUCUUUCAUUGUCAUGAUGGUAGUCUCGACCAUCUGUGUCAUUCUCCGAGGCUACGGGAAAGUUGGGCUGAAGAAGAAGAUAGAUGUUGAAGAUGGUUUCAUACUGGCGGCAUACGGUAACUAUUGGGGUUGCACCUAUGCGUCAUUCUCGCUCAUUGACCACCCUGGCUAUUUCGUGCAUAAUUGGGACAUUUCCCUGGGCGAUACAAUUUUACCGUACUAUGCUGCUUUCGGUUUUGCAGCAAUCUUCCUUUUGAACUUCCAAUGCGUCCCUCAUGAGGCGAUCUGGGAUUUUACCAUUAAAGAGAAGACCUGUCUCCCUCUCAACCCACUUCAGCUGACAUCAGCUACAAUUCAUCUCAUCUCCGACAUUGCCAUCUUCAUACUCCCUCAAAAGAUAAUAUGGAGUCUGAACAUGUCUUUGCGGAAGAGGUUCGGCGUGGCCAUUGUCUUUAGUCUGGGUGCUCUGGCGGUACUAUGCUCCAUUUUUCGCAUGAUUGCUACUAUCAACUUCGGGAAGUCGCCUGACACGAUGUAUAAUAUCGGACCCGUCAUUCUAUGGGCCACUGGAGAAGUGAGCUGCGGUUUCUUUGUAGCUUGUAUGCCAACAUUGCCACGUCUACUCAAAGAAGCGCCGUUCAUUGUCUAUCUCAAGAAGACUAUGGGCUCUACGACCUCUGCAGCCGAUGAAAGUAGCACCGCACGGUUCGGCCACGGGUUCUCUAUUGCAUCACACAAGCUAUCGCGUGGCACUAAAUCGCACGAAGAUUAUCUACAAAUUGACGACGACCCUACUCCAUUGAAGGAUCUCAGCUCGAAUAACUCAGACCAGAUCCCAGAAAAUGUUUGCAACGGAGAUGACCGCAUCACCAAAACGACGUACAUAGCUGUAACAAGAGAGGACGGUCCCAGUGGCCAUACCUACAAGACUAGCCUACCGUGGGAAUCAGAGGUUGGGUGA